AUGUGGACUUCAAACUUCUCAAAAGACAGCGACAGUGUUGUUUUCUGGGCUUUAAAUGGCUAUGGAGUAACGCCUUAUGAUCUUAUAACUAACAGUUCUAUCGUCUUUUUGGGAGCAGCCAUAGUUGUCUUAAACGCCAUAGUGCUGGAUACAAUGAUCAGGUUGAAGGUACCCGCAGAGCCCACGGACGUUAUGUUGUGCAGUACGUUACAAGGCAAGGGAGGGGGGGGUGAUCAGCGCGUCGACCAAGGCCUGGUUACUAAUUUAGUGACUGGACUGUCUAUGUUCUACUAUGCGUCCUACAACCUAACCAACUAUCAAAUCUACAUCGAGUGCUUGAUCAGACAUGGACUAACCUUCGGCCUGGUUGUCUCUUCAGUACUACACUUGACAUGUCUAACCUGCGACAGAUACAUCAAGAUUAUCUUCCCUUUUAGAUACGAGGAGUUGUGUAAAAUGACAACAGUGGUCAUCUUGUCCGCCCUGCUAUGGGCGAUGUCAGUCGCUGUGGCCAUUGCCCCGACCUUGGGCUGGAACUGCUAUGACAUGCGCACAGAUGGUCGCUUGUACACCAUUAUCCCAAACGAAUACGUUCCGGUGUGCUCUUUCUUUGGACAUCUACACAGUGGCUUUGCUAUCCUUCUGGUGGCCAUUUUUGUGAUCUCAUUCUUCAUCAUGAGCCUGCUGUAUUUACAUAUCUUUAAGGUAGCGAACAGGCAUGCACGUCUGAUAGAUGCCCAGAGCCACACUGACAGGACUACUGUUCGCAAAUACCACCACGCCUGGAAGUAUACGAAAACCGUGCUUAUUAUCAUGGGACUGUAUUUCUUCUGCUGGCUGCCUGUAGGAAUUGUCUUGAUGAUGUUUGUCUGUGGCAACCUUCGACACAAGACAGUAGUAGAACAAGGCAACAUACUCAUGUACGCCACUGUCACAGCUUAUCUUAACAGCCUCAUAAAUCCAGUGGUCUAUGCAUUGAAGAUCACAGCCGUGCGCACACGUUUUCGCAGACUUUUCUACUGUUCGCCUUGCCAGUUUGUCGUGACUAAAGGAAUUGCACUAGGAUUGUGUUCGUCGGCAACUAGAACAACUGAGAUGACAUAUCAGAAUUCUUACACCAACAACAUCGAGACGACUGCA
Molecule: messenger RNA, 1140 nt
Organism: Candidula unifasciata
Lineage: Eukaryota; Metazoa; Mollusca; Gastropoda; Stylommatophora; Geomitridae
Source: the annotation of a GenBank genome assembly